AUGGCUUCCACUUCAACUCCCUCACAAGCUUUACAAAGUAAUGCCCGGAUAACAACCUUCCGACCAUCGGAAACAACCAAAGGAGUCCACAUAAUUCGAAAUAUUUCAUUCUCAUUACCUUUGAAUAAGUUUUCACUACGUGUAAAUUCUUCUACCACGGCAAAAUAUAAUGAAGUUGUGGUUGACGAAGAAAUGGAUAAGAUUAGGAGGCUCCAAAAUGGGUCGGACGUCCGCGGAGUAGCGGUGGAAGGCGAGAAAGGUCGAACGGUGGACCUCACCCCACCGGCAGUGGAAGCCAUUGCAGAGAGCUUUGGCGAGUGGGUUAUCAAUAAGUUGGAAAGUGAAGAGGGCCGGAGAGUGGAGGAGGUUAGGGUGUCGCUUGGCCGGGACCCUAGAAUCUCCGGUGCAUCGCUGAGUGUGGCUGUGUUUGCAGGACUUGCUCGGGCUGGUUGUAUGGCGUUUGACAUGGGGCUUGCAACUACCCCAGCUUGUUUCAUGAGCACAGUGUUGCCUCCAUUUGAGUGUGAUGCUUCAAUAAUGGUAGUGUAG
Molecule: messenger RNA, 549 nt
Organism: Ilex paraguariensis (yerba mate)
Lineage: Eukaryota; Viridiplantae; Streptophyta; Magnoliopsida; Aquifoliales; Aquifoliaceae
Source: the annotation of a GenBank genome assembly